Momordica charantia (bitter melon) is the source of this 1589-nucleotide messenger RNA. Its product is annotated as ATP synthase gamma chain, chloroplastic. Gene Ontology annotation, biological process: proton motive force-driven ATP synthesis. NCBI's taxonomy places the organism in Eukaryota, Viridiplantae, Streptophyta, Magnoliopsida, Cucurbitales, Cucurbitaceae. Gene Ontology annotation, cellular component: chloroplast thylakoid membrane. Gene Ontology annotation, molecular function: proton-transporting ATP synthase activity, rotational mechanism. The record is from RefSeq and is a predicted model, not a curated record.
AAACUAAAAAUCCUGUAUCCACAUCUCAGCCACCACGACAGAUGGAACAAUGGACCCACCAUUACUAAUUGAAUCAAUAGCUUGCCUCCGGCCUUCUCAACUGUCGAAAUCGUUAUCCUUAAACCUCAUCCUCUCUCAGUUCUCUACUCCACUCAUUUCCCACUCCUUUCUUGCGAACCAGAACCACCAUCGCCAAUGAAUGAAGAUAAGACUUUACCCGAAGAAAAACCAGAACCCCCCUUUGCAGAUCCUCUUCUCCGCCAAGCCACAGCUCCCUCCCCGGCUGCUACACCAUGUCUUGUUCCAAUCUGACCAUGUGGGUGUCUUCAAAACCCACCGUCUCUGAUGCAUCAUCGCUCUCUUCCCGCACUUUUCUGAGCCCUUUUCAGCUUCCUUCCCAGAGUUCAAGCUCUAGCUAUCCGUCCCGACCAUGGUCGGUUUCCCCGGUCCAUUGUGGUCUCCGGGAUCUCCGAGACCGUAUCGACUCGGUGAAGAACACCCAGAAGAUCACUGAGGCUAUGAAGCUUGUUGCUGCAGCCAAAGUCCGCAGGGCUCAAGAGGCUGUGGUUAAUGGAAGGCCCUUCUCAGAAGCCCUGGUUGAGGUCCUUUACAACAUCAACGAGCAACUUCAAACGGAAGACGUUGAUGUUCCUCUAACCAAAAUAAGGCCUGUCAAGAAGGUUGCAUUAGUCGUCGUCACCGGCGACCGUGGUCUUUGCGGUGGUUUCAACAACACCAUCAUAAAGAAAGCCGAAGCCAGAAUUUCAGAAUUGAAGCAACUGGGUGUUGAAUACACCGUCAUCAGUGUUGGCAAAAAGGGAAACUCCUACUUCCUUCGCCGGCCUUACAUUCCAGUGGAUAAGUUUCUCGAAGGUGGCACACUUCCUACUGCCAAAGAAGCUCAGUCCAUAGCUGAUGAUGUUUUCUCGCUCUUUGUCAGCGAGGAGGUUGAUAAAGUGGAGCUUUUGUACACCAAAUUCGUGUCUUUGGUCAAAUCCGAUCCAGUAAUCCACACCCUUCUUCCUCUCUCGCCCAAAGGAGAAAUCUGUGACGUAAAUGGAAUCUGCGUGGAUGCUGCAGAAGAUGAGUUUUUCAGGCUGACGACUAAGGAAGGGAAAUUGACAGUGGAAAGGGAUGCAGUAAGGACAAGCACAUCAGAUUUCUCUCCAAUUUUGGAGUUUGAGCAGGACCCAGUUCAGAUCCUGGAUGCUUUAUUGCCUCUGUAUUUGAACAGCCAGGUUUUGAGGGCACUGCAAGAAUCUCUGGCCAGUGAGCUCGCGGCUAGAAUGAGCGCCAUGAGCAAUGCGUCUGAUAAUGCUUCUGAGCUGAAGAGAACUCUGUCGAUUGUGUACAACAGACAGCGGCAAGCCAAGAUCACUGGGGAAAUAUUAGAGAUUGUUGCUGGUGCUAAUGCCUUGACUUAAUCUGGUCACUGUUUGUGUAUAUUUCUCCCGAAAAUAUUUGCUUCCCCUUUUCCUUCCUUCCCUCCUUAACAUACUUCAAUCGGUGUUUCCAUAUUCAUGAUAUCAUUCAAUUAUGCAAUUUUAUAGAAUAUAUGCAAAGUCAUCUCGUUCUGCUUCUUUGUUUUC